Messenger RNA from Schistocerca piceifrons (Central American locust), 1110 nucleotides. RefSeq lists its product as uncharacterized. The record is from RefSeq and is a predicted model, not a curated record. Lineage: Eukaryota; Metazoa; Arthropoda; Insecta; Orthoptera; Acrididae. The transcript has a single exon. The coding region runs from base 1 to 1110 and encodes 369 amino acids.
AUGACGGUACUACUGCGAGAUGUAGUCGAGGGUCAGAGCAUUCUGAUGGCGGCACUACUGCGAGAUGUAAUCGAGGGCCAGAGCAUUCUGAUGACGGCACUACUGCGAGAUGUAGUCGAGGGUCAGAGCAUUCUGAUGGCAGCACUACUGCGAGAUGUAGUCGUGGGUCGGAGCAUUCUGAUGACGGCACUACUGCGAGAUGUAGUCGAGGGUCAGAGCAUUCUGUUGGCGGCACUACUGCGAGAUGUAGUCAUGGGUCAGAGCAUUCUGAUGACGGCACUACUGCGAGAUGUAGUCGAGGGUCAGAGCAUUCUAAUGGCGGCACUACUGCGAGAUGUAGUCGAGGGGCGGAGCAUUCUGAUGGCGGCACUACUGCGAGAUGUAGUCGAGGGUCAAAGCAUUCUGAUGGCGGCACUACUGCGAGAUGUAGUCGAGGGUCAGAGCAUUUUGAUGACGGCACUACUGCGAGAUGUAGUCGAGGGUCAGAGCAUUCUGAUGGCGGCACUACUGCGAGAUGUAGUCGAGGGUCAGAGCAUUCUAAUGACGGCACUACUGCGAGAUGUAGUCGAGGGUCAGAGCAUUCUGAUGACGGCACUACUGCGAGAUGUAGACGAAGGUCAGAGCAUUCUGAUGGCGGCACUACUGCGAGAUGUAGUCGAGGAUCAGAGCAUUCUGAUGGCGGCACUACUGCGAGAUGUAGUCGAGGAUCAGAGCAUUCUGAUGGCGGCACUACUGCGAGAUGUAGUCAUGGGUCAGAGCAUUCUGAUGACGGCACUACUGCGAGAUGUAGUCGAGGGUCAGAGCAUUCUAAUGGCGGCACUACUGCGAGAUGUAGUCGAGGGGCGGAGCAUUCUGAUGGCGGCACUACUGCGAGAUGUAGUCGAGGGUCAAAGCAUUCUGAUGGCGGCACUACUGCGAGAUGUAGUCGAGGGUCAGAGCAUUCUAAUGGCGGCACUACUGCGAGAUGUAGUCGAGGGUCAGAGCAUUCUGAUGGCGGCACUACUGCGAGAUGUAGUCGAGGGUCAGAGCAUUCAGAUGGCGGCACUACUGCGAGAUGUAGUCGAAGGUCAGAGCAUUCUGAUGGCGGCUCUACCGCGAGAUGUAGUCUAG